AUGCAUUGUCAUCUAGAUUUGAGGACUCUUUUGGCCCAUCCCCAAGCCUCUGAGAAGAGUUCAAAGAAGGAAGAACUGAUAUUCUUAGAUAAGAGAGCAAUUUUUACCAUAGUUUUCGGAUUGAAGUAUGGGAAGGCUAUGUGA
Sclerotinia sclerotiorum 1980 UF-70 is the source of this 144-nucleotide messenger RNA. RefSeq lists its product with no specific name. The record is from RefSeq and is a predicted model, not a curated record. The transcript has a single exon. NCBI's taxonomy places the organism in Eukaryota, Fungi, Ascomycota, Leotiomycetes, Helotiales, Sclerotiniaceae. Bases 1 to 144 code for a protein of 47 amino acids.